Salvelinus sp. IW2-2015 is the source of this 1578-nucleotide messenger RNA. Its product is annotated as cold-inducible RNA-binding protein B. Gene Ontology annotation, cellular component: spliceosomal complex. NCBI's taxonomy places the organism in Eukaryota, Metazoa, Chordata, Actinopteri, Salmoniformes, Salmonidae. Gene Ontology annotation, biological process: positive regulation of mRNA splicing, via spliceosome. The record is from RefSeq and is a predicted model, not a curated record. Gene Ontology annotation, molecular function: RNA binding.
CAUUUAAAUACUUAGCCAGCACUCUUCACAGAGUACGUACGACCUUCCAUUUAUUUUGCGACGACGUGCCUCUUCAAGCACCAGCUCUUCGCGUUCGGUCUAUAAAAGACAAAGAAUCAUGUCCGACGAAGGAAAACUUUUCGUUGGAGGCCUGAGCUUCGACACCACAGAGGAAUCUCUGGCAGAAGCUUUCGCCAAGUAUGGAAACAUCGCAAAAGUUGAUGUCAUCAGGGACAAAGAAACGGGAAGGUCUCGUGGAUUCGGCUUCGUAAAGUACGAUAAUGCCGAGGAUGCGAAGGACGCAUUGGAGGGAAUGAACGGCAAGUCUGUCGAUGGCAGAACCAUUCGUGUGGAUGAAGCUGGCAAGGGUGGCGGUCGCUCAGGAGGCGGAGGCGGUGGUGGAUUCAGAGGUUCCAGAGGUGGUGGCGGAUAUGGUGGUGGAGGUGGCUAUGGAGGGGGGAGAGGAAGAGGUGGGCGAGUUUACUCGCGAGGUGGUGGAGGAUAUGGUGGCGGUGACAGGGGAUAUGGUGAGAGGAGCUAUGGUGGUGGUGGUGGAGACCGCAGCUAUGGGGGUGGAGACCGGAGUUACGGGAGUGGCGGUGGAUACAGGAGCGGCGGUGGCGGAGGGUACUCUUCUGGUGGCGGAGGAUACAGAGACAAUAGGGGCCAGGGAGGCUACGGGGACCGCUCUGGGGGUUCCUAUAGAGACAGCUACGACAGUUAAGCUGCACACGAGUAAAAAUCCACCCCCGAUUCAAGAUCAUCCCUUGGCUGGCUGUAUUUAAAAAGCUCCUCAAGAAAUUUGUCCACAUGUUGACCUGAUUUUUGUAGUCCUAUUCUGUGUUUAAGUAGCUCGAGCGUCUUUAAAUUUAGCCAUGAGUUUUGGCCAUUAAUUUACAAACCAUGUUUAAAAAGUUAAUGAUCUCUAAAGGAUGCAUCUCGAUUUGUUCUUAUGGCAUUUAGUUCAAUUGAUAAAGCAUAAUGUCUGACUUGUUGGUGCUGUAAAAACCAAAACGUUGCUUCACAUGGCUGUUUGUAUAUAAACGCCCGCUGUUCUUUACAUUCUACUCCCUGUCCCUAUCAGCACUGACAUCUCCAUUUAAAUCCUUGAUAUUAGUAUUGUGGAUAUCAAUGAGGCUUGUUUACCUUCCUGUUUUCUUUUGUUUUAAAUGACAAUGUCCGACCUACCUCCUGCCAAGUUUUAAACUGAGCGAGAAAUAAAAUUAUUCCUUUGACUACCGUUAUCUAUACAAUUGAGGUUCUUAAAAUAGCUGAGGGUCCUGUAUGUUCAGUUUCCAAAAAGAGUGAAUUCCUUUCAGACUGAAGUUGCAAAUUGCAGCAUGCUACAGUCUGCUCACGGUGUUUUGUUGUUUUGCUCUGCUCAAUGCCUGCAUUUUAAAAUGUGCUUGUUAUAAUGGACUGAACACAAAGAUCUGCAUCAAUGUUACUACUCUUCUUGCCCAAUAAUAUUCCACCUGGGAACGAUUUUGUACUUUCUGUUCUUUGUAUCAUCAACAUUGAAGAUUAUUUUGUCAAUUUUGGCUUCAUGGAGCCUAUUAAAACGAUUUGUUGAAAAUA